Juglans microcarpa x Juglans regia is the source of this 1660-nucleotide messenger RNA. Its product is annotated as probable low-specificity L-threonine aldolase 1. Gene Ontology annotation, cellular component: cytosol. The coding region runs from base 534 to 1610 and encodes 358 amino acids. NCBI's taxonomy places the organism in Eukaryota, Viridiplantae, Streptophyta, Magnoliopsida, Fagales, Juglandaceae. The transcript has 11 exons. Gene Ontology annotation, molecular function: L-allo-threonine aldolase activity. Gene Ontology annotation, biological process: glycine biosynthetic process; L-threonine catabolic process. The record is from RefSeq and is a predicted model, not a curated record.
AUCCACGAAAGGAAAGAUAAAGAUUCACAGAAAAUGGAACGUAACAUUAUAAUAGAUAUAAUUGGCGAUGAAUGCCAUAGUUCAUCUGGUUCCUCUUGUGAUUCCGUCUAUUGAACUUUUCCUUGUAUAAGAGUCCAACAGUGGCCAAGUCGACGUGGAUGCAAACCGACGCUAAUGCUUCUGGCAUAUUCCAGAACAGAAUAUCUUCGUACAUCUGACAUUCCAACUGUGGCUCAGUUUGGGUUAUUUGGAAUCUCAAAACUAAACCCUGUUUUCUUAAGGUUUCUUUUUGAGUCAUAAACCUGUUCGAAGUUUGAGAAAAUGAGCUGUUUGUUUUGAUUGUCGUAGUGGUAGCCCUUUUUGGGAGGGAGUUCUUGGGAGUUACUCGUCCAAAACAAGAAAAGAAGAAUAAAUUCUUGGGUUCUUUUUCUUAUUUAACAGCGUAUAAGGAUCGCCAGUCAUUUCAAUCGAGAAGUUUUCUGAAACCGAGUUGAAGGCACUGAAGAAGAAGAGUUUACACUGUUCUGGAAAAAAUGAUUACUCGAACAGUGGAUCUCCGGUCUGACACAGUCACCAAACCGACUGAAGCAAUGCGGGCUGCUAUGGCGACUGCUGUGGUUGAUGAUGACGUUUUGCACCAUGACCCAACUGCUUUACGCUUGGAAACAGAAAUGGCAAGGAUCACGGGGAAGGAGGCAGCCCUAUUUGUUCCCUCAGGCACAAUGGGCAAUCUAAUUAGUGUGCUUGUUCAUUGCGACACUAGGGGAAGUGAAGUCAUUCUUGGAGACAAUUCCCAUAUCCACAUUUAUGAGAAUGGUGGCAUUUCAACAAUUGGAGGUGUGCAUCCAAUGACUGUAAAGAACAACCGAGAUGGAACAAUGGAUAUUGAUUUAAUUGAAGCUGCCAUUAGAGAUCCGAGAGGGGUGCUCGUGUACCCUACUACAAGGCUUAUCUGCUUGGAAAACACGCAUGCAAACUCUGGAGGUAGAUGUCUGUCUGUAGAAUAUGUAGACAAAGUUGGAGAGCUAGCCAAAAAGCAUGGUUUGAAGCUUCAUAUUGAUGGGGCCCGCAUUUUUAACGCAUCGGUUGCACUCGGCAUUCCUGUUCAUAGGCUGGUGCAAGCUGCUGACUCCGUUUCGGUAUGCCUGUCAAAGGGUCUGGGUGCUCCAGUUGGAUCUGUUAUUGUUGGCUCCAGAAGCUUUAUUGCCAAGGCCAAAAUACUUCGGAAAACCUUAGGUGGUGGGAUGAGACAGGUUGGGAUCCUUUGCGCUGCUGCUUUGGUAGCUGUACAAGAAAAUGUUGUAAAGCUUGAAGGCGAUCACAAGAAAGCUAAGAUUUUAGCAGAAGGACUGAGUCAAAUCAAAGGAAUAAAAGUCGAUGUUGCCUCAGUGGAGACCAAUAUUAUAUAUUUUGACAUAGAAGAAAGCUCAAAGUUCACAGCAGAAAAAAUGUGCGAGUACUUAGAAGAACAUGGUAUACUGGUGAUGCAAGAGGGCCCAUUAAGGAUCAGGAUUGUCCUCCACCACCAAAUUUCUGAAAGUGAUGUGCAAUACACCUUGUCAUACUUUCAGCAUGCUCUAUCUGGAGUACAAGAUCAAAAUGGCAUCUAGUGGGUGAAAUUAUCAUCACUCUCUUUCUUCUCAAGAAGUCCAAUGGGUUU